AUGCGUUUCCGGCCGGCAUACACCGCGCUGGCUAUCUUCUUCUUCGUCUUCCAGACGACAUGUGUUCCUAUCAGAGUCCGGUCGUUGCAGAUUCCCGGACUCGAAGCUAUCGGGCAGAAUGUCCAAUCGGUACUCCGUACGACAGCCGGCACACCGAGAGCUGAAGCACGACGGGAACAUGGACGCGAAUCAACGAUUGACUGGCGAGAAGAUGGAAUCUUAAGACGAGAGUCAGAGCGCGAGGCUGGGUUUCCUCCUGGAUCCCUUGGCGCGUAA
Penicillium bovifimosum is the source of this 276-nucleotide messenger RNA. RefSeq lists its product as uncharacterized. NCBI's taxonomy places the organism in Eukaryota, Fungi, Ascomycota, Eurotiomycetes, Eurotiales, Aspergillaceae. The record is from RefSeq and is a predicted model, not a curated record. Bases 1 to 276 code for a protein of 91 amino acids. The transcript has a single exon.